Biomphalaria glabrata is the source of this 1005-nucleotide messenger RNA. RefSeq lists its product as uncharacterized. The record is from RefSeq and is a predicted model, not a curated record. The transcript has 5 exons. Lineage: Eukaryota; Metazoa; Mollusca; Gastropoda; Planorbidae. Bases 180 to 914 code for a protein of 244 amino acids.
CCUGAACGUUACCUCAACAGGUCAGAGUAAGCCUCCACCCCAAACUUGGAUGUGCCGUAAGCGCCAGAGAGGAAAGCAAUGCGGCCCGCUAUGCUGGACAUGUUGACCACUCGGCCUCUAGCCUGUCUUACGAGAGAACAUUAGUUUCUGGCUGACAUAUAGAUCUGGAUCUACUGGAGAUGGUCUACAUAUAUGUGAAGGCUCUAUGCUGGCAAAGACAAUUAGGCCUAUUCUUCUUAAUAAAAACAUUGCACAUUUUCGGACUAGGUUUAGUAGUAGGUCUUUUGUGCCAACUGGCGGCUAUUUGGAGCGACUCGUGGGUCGUGGUUGACAGAUAUGUAUAUCCUUACUGGGACUCGUUGAAGGGCAAGGUCACCUACGGAAUAAACUCAAACGCCACAUCGUGGUUUCUUGUGGAGAAGAUAGCCAACGCUGGGCUGUGGCGGGCGUGCUAUUUCUUCCCCCACCUCCCCUACAAACACACAAGUUCAUAUUGUGCUGACUUCUUUGACGACUAUCGACCAGAACGGUGGUUCACCAUCCUUCAACUUCUGUGCCUACUCAGCCCAGCACUAUCACUCCUUGGCUCCCUUCACCUGGCCGCGAUUGUCCCAGCCUGUUGUUUUAAAGAGACUUUACACUGGUUAGGCACUCGUUUGCUAGUGGCUGGUGGCUUUACAGGCACUGUUGCUAUGUUGAUCUUUCACACUUACGUAACCAAGGAGUUUAUUGUCUUCUUUGACUGGAGUCCGUUCGAAAUAAAGAAAGAUUGGGCUUUUCAUAUCUAUCUAGAUGGCUCCUUGCUUCAUUUGGUGUUCGGAUUGCUAUAUGUCCGAGAGAGGUGGUCUGUCGGGAUCACAGUUAGAAGAUCUAUUUUUCAACCAGUAACACGGCAAAAGAAACGCAUUUUGUAGAGUUUAUAAUUUAAACAAAUACCAAAAUGUCAGCGUUGAUUUGUUUGCUUGUCAUUAUUAAAGUCUGUGACUAUGUUUAUAGCCUAAUUUU